AUGUCCCAACCUCAACAACCAGCCAAGCCUGCGCCCUCGGCGGCGGUGCAGCAAAGCGACAACAUCGCUCAUGCUCUGGCCGGCGCAGGAGGCGGUAUUCUGUCCAUGGUCCUAACAUACCCUCUCAUCACCCUGUCCACGAGAGCCCAGGUCGAGUCGAAGCGUGCACACUCUACCACUCUGGAUGCGGUGCGCCGGAUCAUUGAACGGGAGGGCAUCUCCGGUCUGUACUCGGGCCUGGAGUCCGCCCUGUUCGGAAUCAGUGUCACCAACUUUGUAUACUAUUACUGGUAUGAGUGGACCCGCGCCGCUUUCGAGAAGGCCGCCAUCAAGGCGGGUCGCGCCUCCAAGAAGCUCACGACCGUCGAGUCCAUGAUCGCGGGAGCCAUCGCUGGUAGCGCCACCGUGAUGCUGACCAACCCAAUCUGGGUGAUCAACACUCGCAUGACGGCUCGCAAGUCCGAGGCCGAAGAGCAGAGCCUCCCCGGUGGCGCCAAGAAGUCCAAGACCACCACGCUCAACACCUUGAUGACUCUCCUGAAGGAGGAGGGUCCCAGGGCUCUCUUCGCCGGUGUGCUCCCGGCUUUGAUCCUGGUGAUCAACCCGAUCCUGCAGUACACCAUUUUUGAGCAGCUGAAGAAUCUCGUCGAGCGUCGGCGUCGAAUGACACCCAAGGAUGCUUUCUAUCUGGGUGCUUUGGGCAAGAUCCUGGCCACCAGCAUCACUUAUCCCUACAUCACCGUCAAGAGCCGCAUGCAUGUGGCCAGCAAGGAUGGCCCUAAGGAGAGCCUGAAUGGUAGCGUGAAGAAGAUUAUCCGCGAGGAAGGGUAUACUGGUCUGUACAAGGGUAUUGGCCCCAAGGUAACUCAGAGUGCCAUCACUGCCGCCUUCCUUUUUGCCUUCAAGGAUGUGCUGUACGACGCCAUGGUGUCGGUUCGCAAGGGCCGCUCUAUCCGCAAGUAA
Penicillium oxalicum is the source of this 963-nucleotide messenger RNA. RefSeq names its product putative peroxisomal membrane protein Pmp47 (gene pmp47). The record is from RefSeq and is a predicted model, not a curated record. Lineage: Eukaryota; Fungi; Ascomycota; Eurotiomycetes; Eurotiales; Aspergillaceae. The transcript has 3 exons. The coding region runs from base 1 to 963 and encodes 320 amino acids. Gene Ontology annotation, molecular function: coenzyme A transmembrane transporter activity; ADP transmembrane transporter activity; AMP transmembrane transporter activity. Gene Ontology annotation, cellular component: peroxisomal membrane.